CCAAUCUCAGGGAGCGCAUAGCGUUCCAGAUUUUGACUUUCCCUGUGGAGCUGUAUCAUAUUUUUAGCUUUCCUGAAUAGGAAGCCGAAGGCGGAGCUGCAUACCGCAGCGGUAGCGAUGAGGGGACCUGCAGUAGAUUUUCCAUAAAUCCGAGUCCCUGGACCGAGCGAUCCAAUCCGAAGCCCACAUCUCCUGCAGGCGCUGCAGCAUCCACAGUGUGUCGUGCAGAUAUCGGGCCAGACGAAAAAAUGACCGCUCCAGCUGCCGAACAACAGGGAAACGGGUUCGGAACCCCAGAUAUCGUUAUAGUCGCCGUUGUGGCAGUAGCAGCGCUUAUCUCUCUGGCACAAUUACUCCUCGCCAGCGGGAUCUUGCGGCCCAUAAAUCCUCUGGUAAGUUAAUCGGAUCCGACUCCAGCUCGCGCAGGGCCGUGGCUCCCUCAGGUGUUUCUUCCAUAUGUACUAAUAGCUUCACAGUUGCCUAUUGCAGAGCGAGACGCCCGGUAAGAACCCACUAACAGUAUCCUCUCGAGGCUCCUUUGCUUGGAUGGUAGCUAAUGCCGGAUGAUUAGCACGAUUAUUAUGAACAGCCGCUUCUAUCACAUCACCACCCAGAAUGUUAUGAUCCAGGAUGAUCUACAACCGGGCAGGCUAUCCACUUUGUACGAAGGAGCAGGAGCGAAUAUUGCGAGAAGGAACAUAGGGGACAGGAGCACAGAGCAACGGCGUACAGAGCCAGAGGGGCUUGGAGAGGUGAUUAUGGGGCGGGAGGAAUGGCUAGAGGGGAUAGUGACAGAAGAUAUAGAGGGCCAAGUAAUGCAGAAAUAAUAAUCAAGGAAGAAGGGGGAGGAGGGGAAGAAUAGAAGGGGUAUUAUAUUGGGGAAAGUUCUGAUGGGAAUAGUGGCCGAUAGGGCACGAUCAAGGAUUUCAUUCCUCUUGACAUUAAACAUUUAUUUCUCACUCUUAUCGCUUAUGGAGGUCCCAUCAUUACACAAGCCCAAAAUACGAGGGCCUUACUCUCUUUGAUAGGGAGGGGGAUAUGUUUGGGGCACAAUAGCUUGAGUUUAGCUUAAUUGUUUGAUCCGAUCG
Messenger RNA from Tuber aestivum (summer truffle), 1088 nucleotides. NCBI's taxonomy places the organism in Eukaryota, Fungi, Ascomycota, Pezizomycetes, Pezizales, Tuberaceae. The record is from the annotation of a GenBank genome assembly.